Messenger RNA from Archocentrus centrarchus (flier cichlid), 5848 nucleotides. RefSeq names its product RAB, member RAS oncogene family-like 6b (gene rabl6b). The record is from RefSeq and is a predicted model, not a curated record. Bases 410 to 2686 code for a protein of 758 amino acids. Gene Ontology annotation, cellular component: nucleus; cytosol. NCBI's taxonomy places the organism in Eukaryota, Metazoa, Chordata, Actinopteri, Cichliformes, Cichlidae. The transcript has 17 exons. Gene Ontology annotation, molecular function: GTP binding.
CGUGCUGCUUGACGGCUGGUCGGUAGUAGCUGUUUUCUUUGCAAAGGAAUGUUGCUGCUGUAUCUGUGUCGGGAUGGAGGUCUGACAGAUGUUUUGAAGAAAAGAUGUUGGGACUGCACGCUCUUAUCGUAAUAUAUACCCUAGAUGAUGUGCAAAACAACAUAGUGAAUUUCACCACUGACAGGCAAAGAAAAACAUCUGGUCAACUUUAAAAGAGGCACCACUAAAUUCAGGAGACCAUUAAAGUCAGUACAAAGUGAUUUGGCAUCAUAUUUGCAUCUCAGCAUGGACCCUUAACUUUCUCGGCUGUGAGGACGCACUGGUAUACUUUUCCUCCUGUUGUCACCUAAGGAGUCAUCAGUCAGAGCUCCUCUCUACUGCAGAGUGAAGCUGGUGAAGUCCCGUCAAGAUGUUCUCAGCACUGAAGAAGCUGGUGGGCUCUGAGCCGGGCCAGCUCAAGGAGAAGAACAUCCCUGCGGGCCUGCAGUCCAUGAACCAAAGUUUGCAGAGACGCUUUGCCAAAGGGGUCCAGUACAAUAUGAAAAUAGUGAUUCGGGGAGACAGGAACACUGGAAAGAGUACCUUAUGGCAUCGACUGCAGGGCAAGAAGUUUGUGGAGGAGUAUAUACCCACUCAGGAGAUCCAAGCCACAAGCAUCCAUUGGAAUUACAAAACUACUGAUGAUGUGGUGAAGGUAGAGGUGUGGGACGUGGUGGACAAAGGCCAAAAAUAUGCUCUUCCUGAAGGAGUAGGCAAAGGCAAAAGACGUGGUGACAAUUUGAAACUGGAGAAUGAGCCUCAAGAGUCAGAUGAGGUGGCCCUGGAUGCAGAGUUCCUGGAUGUGUAUAAGAACUGCAAUGGAGUCAUCAUGGUGUUUGACAUUACGAAGCAGUGGACAUUUAACUACAUCCUGAGGGAGCUGCCUAAAGUACCCACCCAUGUGCCGGUGUGUGUGUUGGGAAACUACAGGGACAUGGGCGAGCAUCGCGUCAUCCUCCCUGAUGAUAUAAGGGACCUAAUUGCUGGACUGAACAGACCUAUGGGAUCAUCUUACAUCCACUAUGCGGAGUCCUCUAUGAAGAAUGGCUUUGGCUUGAAAUAUCUGCACAAGUUUUUCAACAUCCCCUUCCUUCAGCUGCAGAGGGAGACCCUCCUGAGGCAGCUGGAGACCAACCAGUUGGACAUGGAUGCAACGCUGGAGGAGCUCUGUGUCCAGCAGGAGACUGAGGAUCAGAACUACGACAUUUUCCUAGAGAACUUGGAGUCUCGCAGUAAGGGCUAUGGAUCUCCUGGUCCAGCCAACGGUCAGAGUCCCUCCUCAGGCUCUCAGUCCCCCAUCGUUCCUCCCAGUGGAGCCUCCACGGGCAGCUCCAGUCCCAGCACCCCACAGCCACCCAUUCCUUCCCAGGCACUCUCACAGUCACCGUCUGUAUCCGCCACCUCUCCCCCACCUCCUGCGGCAACAGCUGGUGGGGCAGCUUCACCUACUGCUGAGGUAAAAUCAUUGGCCCAGUCACCCGAACAUCUUCAAUCGUCAGCUACAUCUGGAGCAUCAGCACCCCAGAAACGCAGCUUCAUCUCGCGGUGGUUUGGCUCAUCUCCAGCCACUGAGACUGCUGCCUCUGCACCAGAGGAGCCUCCUGCACCAGUGUGUCCUGCUAAUGUGCAGAGUGUGGAUGAUUUUGUGCCAGAUGAGCGACUCGACAAGAGUUUCUUAGAGGACAGCCUGCCCUCCAAGACGAAGGUGCCCCAACCUGCAGCAGCUCCCACUCUGGACAGUGAUAGUGAUGGUGAGGAUAGAGGAAACCCCAUGGUGUCCAGUUUCCAGGAUGAGCUCGACCCUGAUGACACUGAGCAAAGCCUUCCCAACGCUAAAACCCUUCCCCCCAUUAAAGAUAUUACUCUGAGCAGUGACGAGGAGGAAGGAAUACCAACAGCCCCUGUAAUCACACAGGACCAAGACUUGGACAGUAAAGCUGAGCUCAAAGCGCCUGUGAUCCACGUCACAAAACCAAAGGUGGCACCUAAAGCUCCAGAUCUCCGGGGCCAGACCACAGCACCCAUCUCCCUCACUUUAACUCCUGCAACAGAGCAGUCAACCCGACACCAAGGUAAGAAGAAGGGAAGCACGCCCAAAGCUGAGGACUCUGAUUCUGACCCCGAGGCUCCUGUGGCUCAGCAGAUGCUCUCGUUUGUCAUGGAUGACCCCGACUUUGAGUCUGAAGCAUCAGACACACCAAAAAUAGCAAAGGAUACAUUUCCAGUCAGAGAUGAGCUUCUGUCUGACCUCUCUGAUGAUGACAUGCAGUUAGCCAAGGUGCCAGAACCCCUGAAGCCCACUGUGAUCUCCUUCAAACACAAGGACGACACCGACCUGUUUGGCCUUGGGAUCCAAGAAGAGCCUACUGCAACCAAGGAGAGCAGUGAGGAUCAGGAAGAGAAAGAAAGUAAACACUCCAAGGAAAAGAAGAAAAAGAAGAAGAAGAGCAAAGAGGAGGAUGAAAAGAGCAAGAAGAAACACAAACACAAGAAAAAGGAAAAAGACGAAGCUGCAGCAGCAGAUGAGAAGGAGAAAAAGAAAAAGAAAUCCAGGACCAAGAAAACUGAAGUGGACGAGCUGGAGGACUUUCUGGGCGGAGGGGCUGGAUCAAUCAAAAGAGACGACGCAGAUUAUGAAGAACUAUAAGAGCUCCUGCAGAAGAGCAGCAGGGGCACAUGGUUGUCGGAAAGGUUCCUGGUUGUUUGACUUGUAUGUGCAUAAAGCAGCAUAUCCAAGCCAUACAUUAUACAAGGCUACUGACAGCACCCAGGUAAAACAACCCAGGACUGUAUGUUACAUUUGUUUUCCCCAUCUGCACCUGUGCUGUCACUUCCAUUCCAACCAAUAAGAAGAAGGCUGGGAGACCCACAUGUACUGUAGUGAGUGGUGACAGAAAUGUGAUGAUUGAGGUGGCCACAGUUCAGCUCUUUGUACUCUGACUCAAUUAAAUAUGUUGGAUUAUGGUUUUAUUUGAUUUGAUCCCCGCAAACCAGCUGCUGUAAAUAACGGUUAACAGUUUAGUCUGAAUGUUGGUGUGGUUGGUGUAAUAAUUGAGAGCAUGCUCAAAGUGAGACGUGACUCUGUAAAGAAUGCUUAGUGUUCUUUCUCUUCAUUUCUUUCCUGCUUGUUUGCUUAAGUGGUUAAUAGAAAUUUUAGUCUUGUGUCUAAAUAUGAGCACUGAAGAAGAGUUUAGAUGAUUUAAGAAUCCUUCCCUUUAUUUUCUCACUCCUGAAGUACGUCGUCCACAGUAAGUCAGCCAUAUCUGUAAAUGGAUUUUUGUCUUUCUCAUGGCCUUUUCUGUGCAUUUAACUCAACAUUAGAUCCAUUCUUAAGUAACUGUCAUUAGGCUAUUUGUAUGUGGAUGAUGAUGAUGAUGAUUAUUAUUAUUGUUAAGCAACUUCAUCUCAGCAGAAGCAGUUUGGUGGUUUUCUAGUGCCGUCUUACUGCCAGAUUUUUCUUUUGUGCGUGUAAAAACAAUGACUGUUUUCUGGAGCCUCCUUCAGUGCCAGCGUUAGCUCCAUCUCACAGAACAAACAGAAUUAAGCUGAUGGCUAUUUUAAAAACAGGAGCAGUUUCUAAUCUGUUCUUAUUUCAAAAGGAUCUGUUAUCAAAGAGGCAGAUCUCUCAGCUCAGCAGCCGUCUUCAGUCAAAUCUGGGAGGUUAGUUUGAAGCCCCUUUCUGAAUGGGGAGAGAGCCAUGACUUCACUACUCCUCAUGCCUGCAGCACAGGCCGUGUGCAUGUGUCAGUGCAACAAUAUGAUUGGCUAAAAUGUUCCUCAUUUCAAGUGAUUGGCUCUUUGGGGGCAGGGGUGGGACAGCCAUCUUCAGUGUUUCAGAUCUCUGCCAGGCAUUUUUAAUCAGGAUUAUUUGUACGUCUUCUCCGUAUAUGUCUCUGUUCAUUUAAAAUAAUCUUUAUUUAGGUUAUACUGACAGAAGGUCAGCAUGUGAGUAGGGCUGCCAGAGUUGUCUGACAGAUUUUGAGAGUACUCACGCUUUUGGACAUGAAACAAAACCAAGAAUAGAAAAAACGUCUGAAGCCUGACUGCCACGUCCACAAACCAAUUUGAAACAUCACACUAACUGGAAGCAACCAGAAUAAAAUCUGCAAGUGACAAGACAUCAUCACCAAACAGUAAGACAAUGAGCCAAGAGCUACGAAGUUCCUGCAGAGCUGAGUUACAUUUCAAUCUGUUUUGAGCUGUUCUGCGUGAUGAGCCUCAGUUUUAGAGGUCCAGCACAUUCCCGCAUAAUUAUUUUUUCCAUUUAAAAGCAAGCUGUGUGCGAUUCUCUGAUAGUAUAGAGGGAUUCAUUUAGUUUCUGAAGUGGGAACAGUCAUUUUAAAAAGGAUGAAGAGAGCAGAGAACUUGUGAGUUUGCUCUAAGCUCACUGCUGCUAAAUGUGAACAUGCACAGCAGUGAGCUGACAGUGACCGUACUGAAAGAUGAUUCAAUCGUACCUUUAUAAAAACUCUUAAACUUUAUGGUCAUAAGAAGCUGGCUUAUUGUGGACAUAGUCUUGGUGUGAAACUACUUGCAGCCUGGUGUUUUGCUUUUAGUCACCUGCUAACGUUGCUUUGAAUAAUAAAACUUUAUCCACACGUCAAAAUAGCUGCUACAGGUUUUCUGUCCCACCUCUCUCUGCUUCACCCUACACUAAAUUCUCUUCCUGUUUUCUGAUUGCCUUAAUGGAAGUUAGUACAAGGGAAUGAUGUGCAGCUGUCCUCAUGAACCAUUUUAAGUGUUCUUACUGUAAACUUGGUCGGGUUAAGAAUGUUGUCCUAGCCUUUUAUUAUAGGUGGAUCUGUAUCAUCUUUAAAGCCUGUUAUAAGAUUGCCGUGACUCAGUCUGUUUUUUGCUUUGGUAUGAUUCUCACCAGACAGAAAUUCUUGUAAAGGAGUUUUAUGUUAACAUUCCCAAGAAUUUCUCUUUAUUUAUUGUUUCUAUUUUGCUGUUUUCUUGAAACCUGUCAAUUUUCUUUGCAUGUUUUUGUCCAGACUUUCCUAAAAUGUCAUGCAGCUUUUUUUCUUUCUUUCUUUUUUUUAAAAGGAGUCACAGCUGUUGACGUUUGUCAUCCAUUUCCUGUUACCCACCAUGCAGUGGUUUACUGCCACAGCUUCUUAAGAAACUCUGUGCGACUACAUGAUUUGCUCCACCUUUCACACGUUACUUCUUUUUUUGUCCAAAUGCCUCAAAAUAGCUCUGAUAUGCAUCAUCUCCUGAAAUGUUUCAAAGUAGUGAAGCUUCCAAGAUAAACCACAUGGAUUUUUUUGGACACGUUUAAUAUGGUUUUCCAUCUCGCGUGCACGCACGCACACAGUUAGUUUACAGAAAAGUUAAUUGUGUUAUUCCAAAGUUGAAACUAUGCAGCAUUGAUCCUGAAUACUGUAUGCUCUUCUUUUUAUUGUCUCUUGUCAUGUGAUUGAGGAUAAAUGCUGACAGCGCAGUUUCAAGCAAAGCAUGAGACUUAAAAUGUACAGCAAGAAAAGAAUGUAAAAAGUGUAUAAAUAAAAAGAUAUAUUUGAAGAGCUUUGUUCCAAAAUGAAAUGUACAACAUGUGGAAAUAAUGUCAUCUCCGUGAAAUAAAUACGGCAACGCUCCAGUAUGGGGCUGUUGUGACUAAAGUAAUAAUUUUUCUGAUGAUGGCGCGCUCUCUGAAAUACUGUUUCAGGCAUUUUUUUUUUUUUCCUAAUGGUUGUACAACAUUUUGGAAUGAAACCCUUCAUUUAUUUGUCACCCCAUGACAUGUUCCAUCUUUACACUAUGUGUGAGUUUGCCUAUGUUUGGUUUGUCCAAUAAAUGCAAACUUAUU